AUGGCUGCUGCAAAGAAUACAAACGCUGAGAUAGGCCGUAGUAAUUUAGAGACAUUUUCUCUUAUUUGGCUUGAUGCAGAAGUCAAUACAACAGAAGAGAAUAGGCGUGCUCAAAAUCGACUUCGUUCAAUCAUCAAUCAACUCAUCAUAUUUCAUAAUCCAAACGAAUGUCGACAAUAUAUAAUGUCUUGUUCUAUAGAAGAUCGACUCAUUCUUAUCGCUAGUGGUCGAUUAAGCAAAGAAUUAGUUCCUCAGAUUCAUCAUCUUCGACAGCUUUCUGCUGUUUAUAUCUUUUGUCGGGAUAAACAAGCAUAUAAACAAUGGGCUAAAGAGUUUAAUAAAAUAAAAGGUGUGGUCAUUCUGCUUGAUGAUCUCAUUAAUCAAAUCACACUUGAUCAACAAGAUGGAGGAAUCCAAGAAGAACCAAUGUCUAUGACUUUUUACAAUGCUAGUGGUAAAGCAGAUAAAUCAACAACUGAACUUAAUGGUCAUUUUAUUCAUUUUCUAUUAUUAAUCGAUGUUCUUCUUAGAAUGGAAUCUAGUGACGCUGACAAAAAACAACUCAUUGAAAUUUGCAAAGACACAUUUGAUGAUAAUGAACCUCAACUAGCCAUUAUUCGUGACUUUGAACGUAAAUAUAAAUCCAAAAAAGCUAUAUGGUGGUAUACUCGUGAUGCAUUUUUAUAUAGAAUGUUAAACAAAGCUUUGCGAGUACAGAACACUGAAUUAUUAUUAUUAUUUCGUUUUGUAAUUCGUGACAUUCAUGAACGACUAAAAAAGCAUCAAUGUCAAAAUCCUAUUCGUGUGUAUCGUUAUCAAACUAUGUAUGUUGAUGAAUUGAAUGCUCUUAAACGAUCGGUCGGUCAAUUCAUCUCGAUUAAUUCUUUUUUCUCGACUACUGCUGAUCAUGAUGUAGUAUUAAAGUUCUUGAAGCGUUCGAAAGUUUCGAAUAAUUUUCAUCGAGUAUUAUUCGAUAUUAGAGCUGAUCCUCAUGUUGUGAAAUCAAGACCAUUCGCUGAUAUUAGUUCGCUUAGUUACUUCCCUCAUGAAUCUGAAAUAUUAUUUAUGGUUGGAUGUAUAUUUCGUUUGACUAAUAUUCAUCGAGAUGAUAAUGAAAAAGCCUGGAUAAUUCAAAUGCAGUUAGCAGAAAAUAAUGAUAAUAAUUUGAAGAAGCUUUUCGAUCAAUUGAAAUCAGACUGUGGAGUUGGUACGGAAGAAGUUGAUCUCAAGUCUUUUGGUGAUGUACUACAGCAAAUGGGAAAAUAUGACUUGGCAGAAAAAAUAUAUAUCGAUCUACGUCGAAAGUAUUCUCCCAAUGACUCAUCACAUGUUCACUUAUGUGUCUCAUUUGGAAUGCUGUAUAAAGAAAGAAAGGAUUUUGAUCGCAGUCUACUAUGGUUUCAAAGAGCAUUGGAGAAAAAACUUCGAACGGAACCAUCUGAUUUGAUCUACAUUGGUGGUCUCCAUUGUUGUAUGGGGAGUGUUCAUUUGGAAAAGAAUAAUUUUAUUGAAGCAACAAAAUUUUACAAUACAGCAAUGGACUGCUACAAGCGCGCGAAUGCUACAAAUCAUCCAGAUAUAGCUUCUUGGUUUUAUGGUGUCGCUCGUAUCUGUUGCGCUCAGAAGCAAUACUCAGAUGCAUUGAUCUAUUAUCAACGCUCAUUGGGUAUUCAAAAGCAGCAUUUACCUUCUAAUCAUCCAGAUAUGGCGACAAAUCUUAUUGGCAUAGGUGAUGUUUAUCGUCUUGUUGGUCAGUAUGAUAAUGCCAUGAACCAUUACAGAACAGCGCUCGAUAUUAGACAAAAAUCACUACCUCCUCAACAUCAAGACGUUGGUUCAAGUAAUAAAAAAAUUGGUCUGUUAUAUGAAACGGUGAAAAAUUGGAAAGAAGCGUUAGAAUAUUAUAAAAAGGCAGCCACUAUCUAUCGUCAAUCAUUAUCACCUGAACAUUCAAACGUGACUGACAUUGAAAGAGACAUUGAACGUGUCUCCUCUAAAAUGAGAUAA
This is a messenger RNA of Rotaria sp. Silwood2, 2007 nucleotides long. NCBI's taxonomy places the organism in Eukaryota, Metazoa, Rotifera, Eurotatoria, Philodinida, Philodinidae. The record is from the annotation of a GenBank genome assembly.